GUCACUUCCUCCCUCCUCUCUCUCUCGCUUCCAUCUUGCUCCCCGCAUGUGUCUGCUGUUAGUGUACAGGUCAGUGAGGAGCUUUAAAUACCUUCUUCCCUGCACUGUUCCCCCCCGAUCCGACGGCGAGAGAUGAAAGAAGCAAUUAUGAAUCAAGAAAAACUUGCUAAACUGCAGGCACAAGUCCGCAUCGGCGGAAAGGGUAGUGCUCGCAGAAAGAAGAAGGUUGUACACAGAACAGCAACCGCAGAUGACAAAAAGCUCCAGUUCUCCUUAAAGAAACUUGGUGUCAACAAUAUCUCCGGCAUCGAAGAGGUUAACAUGUUUACAAAUCAAGGAACAGUCAUCCACUUCAACAAUCCCAAAGUGCAGGCCUCCCUCGCAGCCAACACCUUCACCAUCACUGGCCACGCUGAGACCAAGCAGCUGACCGAGAUGCUGCCGGGUAUCCUGAACCAGCUGGGAGCAGACAGCCUUACGAGCCUCAGGAGACUUGCCGAGGCUCUCCCCAAACAGGCUGCAGAUGGAAAAGCACCGAUUGCAACAGUAGAAGAGGAAGAUGAUGACGUUCCAGACCUGGUGGAGAACUUUGACGAAGCAUCCAAGGAUGAGGCUAACUAGAGGAAAAGGGACUCCCUGGAGUGUCAAAACUUGACAGGACCAUGUGGGGCACAAGAUGUUUUUCUGUCUAUUUUGAGAGGUGGAAUGUUAAUAGUUAAAGUACCUAACGUACCUGUACCAGUAACUGAGAAGAUGGAUAAUCUGUCAACCUUUGGCUGUGAGAAUUCUGUAAUAUGUGCAACACCUGAACAAAGUACUUGUAUACUCUUAAGUGAAUUAUUUUUGAAUAAUUUUCUAGAAUAGUACUCUGAAGUAUUAAAAAACGGGGGGUAACAGUAUUUAAACAUAAGGUAUUUUAGUACUCAUUCCACCUCUUUUUCACCAGAAUCUCCAAAUGCUUGUUGUGCUCUGUGGUCUGUAUGUCCGGUUAGAGUGAGAGAUUGUGUGUAAAAUGUGGUGUUUAAGGCUCCUGCUGUACAUCUGUUUCCUCAUGUUACUGAACCUUAAUUUCCUUGUGGCCUCGCUCAAACCACCAUAUCUGGAUAAACCUUUGCUACUGUCAAUAAAUUGCCAACAUUUCUGUGUUUCUUUUAA
This is a messenger RNA of Morone saxatilis (striped sea-bass), 1155 nucleotides long. RefSeq names its product basic transcription factor 3 (gene btf3). The coding region runs from base 133 to 621 and encodes 162 amino acids. The transcript has 6 exons. Gene Ontology annotation, cellular component: cytosol; nascent polypeptide-associated complex. The record is from RefSeq and is a predicted model, not a curated record. Lineage: Eukaryota; Metazoa; Chordata; Actinopteri; Moronidae.